AUGAUGAAAUUGGGCUUUUAGAAAAGGCCCAUUGAGUUCAAAGCUCAGAAACGGCGGCGAUUCGAGCAUCCGCUUUUAAGAGACGGCGGGUUUACGUUUUCGAGGUUCAUAGUCCUCUCAUUUCCCGGCACAAUUUCCAUCAUCAAAUUUCUCGUUCGAAGUCUGAUCUUCUUCUUCUUUCUUCAGCAUGUUCCUUCACUUUUCUUCUUCACAGUGCUUCACCCAUCAUAGCAUUUAAACCUCAUUUCUCUCCUUCUUCAACGUCGACACAACACUCGACUCUGCGUUUCCAGGUUAGUUUCUCCUUCUUCAACGUCAACGCCCUUGAUCAUCAGGUUUGGUAUCAGUCGGCAUUUCAAUGUCUACGGAUUUUGAAAUCGCGAUUGAGUCUUGUGCUACUUUCAGUUCUGUUGAUGAUGGUAACUUUGAGAGUCGGAGUAUAUCGGAGUUGGUUUCGUUUUUGCGGACGGCGUUUAGGGCUAAAGAUUUCGACAAGGUAGAGGAGGUUUUGGUUGCCAAAGAAGUAACCAUGAGGAAGGAGAUUGAGUUGCUCCAAAAUAAAUAUGAGUUUUUGAGGCUUGAUACUCUUACUCGUGAUUCCAUGGUCCAGCAAGACAAGGUUGAAGUUGAUCCUAAAAGAUUUGGGAAGAGGAAGGAAACAUUUGAGGAGCUGAAGGAGAUGGAGGGUCAGAUCCAACAACUCAAGGAAUUGAUUAUUAAAGUGAAUGAGGAUAGAGAGAAGAAGAAGAGUGCUUUGGAGGGGUUUGAGAAAAUGCUUGAAGUGAUUAAGGAAGCUCAGGAGGAUGAUAGAUUGACCAUACAAAAGCUUAACCACAAGAAUUCAGAAUUACAAUCUGCAAUUGAAGCGGAUAAGAAAGAAAAGGAAGAGUACGAAAAGACUAUAGAGGAGCUUAGGUUCAAGAAUUUAAAACUGGAAUAUGCAAUGGAGGAACUGAAUGUCAAGAAAUCAGAAUUAGAAAGCCAAAUAGUAGUAGUCAAGAAAGCAGAGGAAGAUGGCCGAAGGAAUAUAAAGGACCUCGAAUCCAAGUAUUCAAAAUUGGAAUGUGUAAAAAGAAAAAUCGAAUAUUAUUAUAAACUGCGUAGAAGGAAAUAUGAUGAACUUGCGCAUCGAGUAUCGCAGUUAGAGAAAGUAAGGACAAUUGUUGAAAAUGGGGAGCCCAAUGCUUCAAACAGAAAGUUUCUUUAAUAAAAUCGAGAACUGAGGUAUCGGAGGAUGCUCUGUUGAUCAUCUUGCUCUAAGAAAAAAUUUGUUUCGAGCACGUAGAAACCAUAAAAGAAGAUGGGGUUCAUUGUUAAAUGAUUGUGAAUAUUACAAAGCCGAAAAGGAAGAUGAUCAGGUGGCCAUUAUUCUGCCUAGUGUAAGCAAGGGCAAGGAGUCAUUGAAGAAAGUAGGGGCAAUGUUUUCUGCAUGUCCACAUGGUUGACCGGACAAACAUGCCUCAAAAAUGCAAUUUUCUCCUAAGUCCAAUGAUUUCAAGAACAUCACAACCUCCUUAAGGGCUGCUACAGUCAUAGGUAUUUAUCAUGAAAGGCCCAUCUUCUUUUUUUCUCUCUUUUUGUUUAGGAAUAUGUGUAUAUUGCUUCUUUUUGGCUUCAAUUACAUGUGGUUUUCUUUGUCUACUUUAUUAGCCUACUCCCAUGUUGGCAUGUAACUUCAAGACAUUUAUUACUUUUGGUAUAUAUAUAUAUAUACUAGUAUGCACGACUGCAGGUUUGUGCUGUUACAUUAA
Molecule: messenger RNA, 1751 nt
Organism: Cucumis melo (muskmelon)
Lineage: Eukaryota; Viridiplantae; Streptophyta; Magnoliopsida; Cucurbitales; Cucurbitaceae
Exons: 2
Coding region: 359-1207 (282 amino acids)
Source: RefSeq, a predicted model, not a curated record